Prunus armeniaca (apricot) is the source of this 966-nucleotide messenger RNA. Lineage: Eukaryota; Viridiplantae; Streptophyta; Magnoliopsida; Rosales; Rosaceae. The record is from the annotation of a GenBank genome assembly.
AUGGGCUUUGAUUAUGAUUUGCUAGUACGAAAUGGGUUGGUGCAUUACUAUGCUGAAGGCAAGUUCCUAAGUCCUACACGCAAGGUUUUUUAUGAAAGUUUUGUUACAGAUGUUGUGACUUGGACCACGAUGAUUGAUCGCACUUGUUCAGAUGAGGCUAUGAAAUUGUUUGGCUCGAUGUUGGUGAGUGAUGUCGAGCCAAAUGAGGUUACUAUGAUUGCAGUGCUUUAUGCUUAUUCCAAUAAGGGAAAUGCUGGUGUGGGGAAGACCAUUCAUGAACAUGUACAAAAGAAGAAUGUGAAUUGUAGCUUAAAUUUGCUUAAUGCUUUGUUGGAUAUGUAUGUGAAAUGGGGUUGCUUAACAACGGCUAAAGAGACUUUUGACAACAUGAAAGUCAGGGAUGUAUUUUCAUGGACUAGUAUGGUUAAUGGUUAUGCUAAAUUAGGGGACUUACUCGCUGCAAGAAAGUUUUUCAAUGACAUGCCUGAAAGAAAUUUUAUUGUGUGUGCGCUCUCUGCUUGUGGUCAGUUGGGUUGCAUGGAUUUGGGUCAGUGGAUUCACCAGCACUAUCUCAAUAGAAGGCGUAUUCAACCCAGUAUGAUUUUGGGGAAUGUGUUGAUGGAUAUGUAUGCCAAGUAUGGGAGAAUAAAUUCGGCUACAGAACUCUUUGGUGAAAUGCCAAAGAGAAAUUUGGUUUCUUGGAAUACCAUGAUUGCCAGAUAUGCAGGCAAUGCUAAGCAAGCUCUCACACUUUUCAAAGAAAUGAAAACUAUGGGAUUGAAGCCUAAUGAUAUCACAUUUGUGGCGGUGUUGUCUGCCUGCAACCAUGGCGGAUUAGUUUCUCAAGACAUAGAGCAUUUCGAAAGCAUGGCUAGAGAUUACGAUGUAGAUCCCAAAAAGGAACAUUAUGUGUGCGUGACAGAAUUGCUCGAAAGAGUUGGGCGGCUAGAGAAGCUUAUCAGCUGA